This is a messenger RNA of Haemonchus placei, 348 nucleotides long. The record is from the annotation of a GenBank genome assembly. NCBI's taxonomy places the organism in Eukaryota, Metazoa, Nematoda, Chromadorea, Rhabditida, Trichostrongylidae.
UCAGCGCUGCUGCACACACCGUCUUACGCCUCAUUUUCGAGAGCGAUAUCAGUCGGUUGGCUCUCGAUACGACAAGCUGGCGUCAGUCAGUUGCUUGUCUCCUGUCAUAUCACCCUCUGUCACUUUUGUGAUGAGUACUGUCGGGAAACUACGCCACCACGGCCGUGUCGGGACGCGGCAGGAAAGCACUACGGACGGAUGUGGAACGAGAGUGCAGCUGUGGAACGACUCUGUAAUCCUCCCUUAAUAGAAACGACCAUGGCAGACAUGGUCGUCAUCAACGGAGUGCUUUCAAAUCCCAUACAAAAUCUCGCCAUUAUAUUAGUUUUUGUAUAUUUAAUAUUGUAA